Daphnia pulex (common water flea) is the source of this 2257-nucleotide messenger RNA. RefSeq names its product ras-related C3 botulinum toxin substrate 1. Gene Ontology annotation, molecular function: GTP binding; protein kinase binding; GTPase activity. Lineage: Eukaryota; Metazoa; Arthropoda; Branchiopoda; Diplostraca; Daphniidae. The record is from RefSeq and is a predicted model, not a curated record. The transcript has 6 exons. The coding region runs from base 1208 to 1786 and encodes 192 amino acids. Gene Ontology annotation, biological process: establishment or maintenance of cell polarity; small GTPase-mediated signal transduction; regulation of cell shape. Gene Ontology annotation, cellular component: cytoskeleton; cytoplasmic vesicle; cell cortex.
UCUCAACUUGACGAUGGUGUUGAACGAUGGAAUAUUCGUGGGGUCAAAUGGAAACCACUUUGUCACGGACCAGCUAGACUCGUUCGAGUGUUUUCGGGUUGCUGAAGCUCAAAUGGAAACAUUACAGCAGAACCCACUUUCGCUCGACCUUUUUCUACGUCUGUCUUUUGUACUUUUUGAUAAGGCGCUGUUGUAUACUCUGUAUCUCUCCUACUCUUUAUGCGAUAGAGCUUAAAGAGACCUACUUUUUAGCGUUAUUUACGAACCCAUUAAACCCCAGCUAUUUUCAAUAGAAAAUGUUUUACCAAAUUUUACCUCAGUCUUCUCAUAAAUCUAACGCUUGUCCUCGUUUCGUUUCUUCUGCACGUUCCUGUCUUUAAAAUGUUCUAACGUCUUUCCUAUAGGACAUUGAGCUAUCCCUUUUCGCUACAUCCGAAAAUGACGAACGUGUGUAAUAUGCUGUUGAACACAACAGUAUUAUCGCUGUCUCAGAUAACUGAUGGCCCAUUCAUCCGACACGCGCAAGGGUCGAACAAUUAAACCCUAUGCAGCUUAUGGCCAGAAAGAAAAAUCUUUGGCUUCCCAUCCCUACCUUUUUCAAUGUCUGAUAAUUUUUUUUUGACAGGUUGUUUUGUCGAUAACCAGUUGAUCUCCCUUUUUUUUUUUAAUUUUCCCAUGAUCGCAUAGUACAUCGACACUUGUAUAUCAAAGGGACCGCUGUCCAGGAUUCUUUUCUUUCUCCUUCAAGUGGAUUAAUAAAGAGGGAGUGUCUAGGAGAUUUUACUUUCGAAACAUUCUGAUGCAAUUAGCACAAUUUAAUCAGUAGAUAAGAAAAAGAAAAAAAUAAUCCAAAAGAUUCCCGUGUGUCCUUGUCGAUUGCCCUAUUCAUUUGGUAUGACUAUAAAUCGGUGCUUUUGUUGAGUGCAAGUUGUGACCAGCAGAUGACAUACAUGUACGUUGAGCUUUACCCUCUGCCGGACAUUUUUCUUACUACGAUCUGUAUACCGCACCCAGCCCCCACCCGGACAGUCUUGGCUUUUUUGUGGAAUUUCAUCAGAGCAGCAUUAGUAAGACAGCAACGAGCACAAGCUAAUUUGUUUGGCGUUAUAAUUUGUGUGAUUGAAAGAUUGAUUUAAAGUUUUCAUCAAAGUGGUGGUGUUUUCCCUACCACAACUUUUUGUUAAAUUAGUGCAGUGUCUAAAAGAAAAUGCAAGCCAUCAAAUGUGUAGUGGUCGGCGAUGGUGCUGUAGGUAAAACUUGCUUGCUCAUCAGUUAUACCACCAAUGCCUUUCCUGGAGAAUACAUCCCUACAGUGUUCGACAACUACUCUGCAAAUGUGAUGGUAGAUGGAAAACCCAUCAAUCUAGGACUUUGGGAUACAGCAGGUCAGGAAGAUUAUGACAGGUUAAGACCCUUGUCAUACCCUCAGACGGAUGUUUUCCUCAUUUGUUUUUCACUGGUCAACCCUGCCUCAUUUGAGAACGUCCGUGCCAAAUGGUACCCUGAAGUGCGUCACCAUUGUCCGAAUACGCCGAUUAUAUUAGUAGGAACCAAGCUCGAUUUGCGUGAUGAUAAAGAUACUGUAGAGAAGUUAAAAGAGAAGAAAUUGUCUCCAAUCACUUAUCCCCAGGGUCUUGCAAUGGCGAAAGAAGUCGGUGCUGUCAAAUAUCUUGAAUGCAGUGCUCUGACCCAGAAGGGUUUGAAGACAGUCUUUGAUGAAGCAAUAAGGGCCGUCCUUUGCCCUGUUCCCAAACCAAAAAAAGGGUCCAAAUGCGGCUUUUUGUGAAGACCAAAACGUUUUCCUUUCAUCUGUUCUGUUUACUUUUUUUUUUAUUUUUUUCCCCUUUCUGGCCAAAUUCAUGUCAUCAAAUCCUUUUGAGUUCAAUUUCGUAAUCUUUUUCUUCGUUACACUCCUGGUUGCGAAUUCUUCUUGUACAAUUUGCGAGUUGUUAAAGGUGAAUUAACCCCCCCCCCCCCUAAAAAAUUGUCGAGGUGCGCGCACAACGCUGAAUUGAAAUUACGUUCCAGGGCUUUCUAUCUCUUAACUUUAGUGCCGACUCGAGACUUUCGACCUGCGUUUGCCAUUGUUAAUUCUUAGCUUACAUCAAUUUCAACAUUUUCUUCUUUCAUAUUUCACCUAUCAUUUUUCAUCACCUUUAUUUUUUUUUCCAAACUUGUAGGAACUGAUUUGAAUACCAUCAUAGAUGUAAUGCUGAAACAUCAACAACAAAAAAAUAAUAAAAUAACAAAGAACUGU